This is a messenger RNA of Mytilus californianus (California mussel), 1119 nucleotides long. RefSeq names its product fibropellin-3-like. Gene Ontology annotation, biological process: heterophilic cell-cell adhesion; establishment or maintenance of epithelial cell apical/basal polarity. The record is from RefSeq and is a predicted model, not a curated record. The transcript is spliced from 6 exons. Bases 96 to 1043 code for a protein of 315 amino acids. Gene Ontology annotation, molecular function: calcium ion binding. Lineage: Eukaryota; Metazoa; Mollusca; Bivalvia; Mytilida; Mytilidae. Gene Ontology annotation, cellular component: protein-containing complex; plasma membrane.
AAUUCAACUGUAUAUAGUCAACAAAACACAAGUAAGCAGAUAAGAUCCCACGUGAAGAAAUAAGUUUAAAUAAUGCCAUUGAAUUGAGAGUUACAAUGUUGGUACACUUUUCUAAAAUUUUCAUUUCAAUGUUGAUUAUUAGCACUAUUGAGGGAAUUUCAUUUAACAUCACCGGUUCUUCGUUUACCAAAAACAAAUAUAGUGACUCGCAUGUAAUCUUGGCCUUUGACAAAGUUGGUCCAUUGAUGUGCGUAAGUUACUGCAUGAUGUACAAGGGGUGCAAUGCUGUGAAUUUUAACAGAAUUCAUUUAGAAUGUGAAUUGCUGGCUGUUUCCUUUCCUGGAGACAACAUAAUUGAUAUGGAGGGCUUAUUCUAUACGGACAUGGGUGGCUGGAAGAAGGAUAAGGACCGAUGCACUCCAAACCCAUGUAAAGAUGGUCAAAAAUGCAUUUCCGCCAUAAACAAUAAGUAUAUCUGCCUACCAUUUGAUGCACCUUGCGACGUUAGCCCUUGUCUAAAUAAUGGCAUAUGCAGAAACAUUGUCAACGAUUACAGGUGUAUGUGUCCGAAUGGUUACUAUGGCGAUCAGUGUGAAAAUAAACCUUGCGACGUUACCACUUGUCGUAAUAAUGGUGAAUGCAGAAACAUGGUCAACGGUUACAUAUGUAUAUGUCCGGAAUGUUACUAUGGCGAUAACUGCGAACAGAAUUAUAGAAACCUUACAGGCUCUUCAGGUAUACUUAGUUCUCCGAACUACCCAAACAGUUAUACGAAUAACCUACAGUGCAAAUAUUUUAUUUUGGGACAAGCUGGACAGGAAAUAACCAUUACAUUUUCUAAAAUUAAUACAGAAACAAACUGUGAUUACAUUAAGGUCUUUGAAGGAUUAAGUAUUUCAGAUCCACUGUUAUUUGAAUAUUCUGGGUCCAGAAAUAGCAGUUUUACAGUCCAUUCAAAAAGCAAAACCAUGCUCGUGUUGUUUACAUCUGAUCACAGUGCUACCCGCAGCGGAUUCACUGCCACAUAUUUUUUGCAUUCAUGAAGUAACGUUUUGUCUGAAUAUUUUCAUUUCUUUUUUUGAAUUUGAUCCAAUUAUAUAAAAUCAAGUUUGUUAUAGA